AUGGCAUUCCUCUUCAAGUCAAAGAAGAACCAGCAGGCUUCUGGCCUACCUCCCGCAACGAGAAACAUCCAUACAUCUGAAGGAGCACCACCCGGCUCUGGAGCUGUGGUAAACGGGCCGAAAGAUGGAGCAGUUAUUUCUCAGACGCCAACGCCGAGCAGCAGUUAUAAUAAUUCUUUGAAUUCGGUCAAUAGCGCUAGCAGUCCGGAUCAGCAGCGCCCGCGACAACGAGCAGAGUCCGAGUCUCAGGCCCAGCGCGCUCACCAACCUACACCCGGCAGCAAUUCACCGAACUCGAGUCCUGGCGCAUCCCUAUAUCCGUGGUCGCAGCGACGCCUGAAUUUUUCGUCGCCGCAAGCAAACCCUUUUCCUCGAUAUGGCGCGGCAAUCAACGCAGUUGCUUCAAAGGAAGGUGACAUAUACAUGAUGGGUGGACUGAUAGAUGGAUCGACUGUCAAAGGGGAUCUUUGGAUGCUGGAAAGCAGUAGUGGAAAUCUUUCUUGUUUUCCAAUAGCAACCGUCUCGGAAGGGCCAGGGCCCCGUGUGGGCCACGCGAGCUUGUUGGUAGGAAACGCCUUUAUCGUCUUCGGUGGUGAUACCAAAGUGGAUGAAACGGACACUCUGGAUGAUACGCUCUACCUUCUCAAUACUUCAUCUCGGCAAUGGUCGCGUUCGAUACCGCCCGGUCCUCGACCUACUGGACGAUAUGGCCAUACCCUCAACAUCCUCGGUUCAAGGCUAUAUGUCUUUGGAGGGCAGGUCGAAGGGUACUUUUUCAAUGAUCUGGUCGCUUUUGAUCUGAACCAACUACAGAACCCAAACAACAAGUGGGAGUUGCUUAUCAAGAACAGCCAUGAAGGCGGACCGCAGCCCGGUCAAAUACCCCCUGCAAGAACUAACCACACCAUUGUCAGUUUUAAUGAUAAACUGUACCUAUUCGGAGGAACGAACGGAUUGCAAUGGUUCAAUGACGUUUGGUCCUACGAUCCCCGCGCGAACAGUUGGAGUGAGCUUGAAUCCGUCGGAAUUAUUCCAGCUCCUCGUGAAGGGCAUGCGGCAGCCCUUGUCAAUGAUGUGAUGUACAUCUUCGGUGGCCGCACCGACGAAGGUAUCGACCUCGGCGACCUUGCGGCGUUUCGGAUAUCUACCCGACGUUGGUUUUCCUUCCAAAAUAUGGGCCCUGCUCCUUCUCCUCGGUCCGGACAUAGCAUGACAGCUUUUGGCAAGCAAAUCAUCGUUUUAGCGGGCGAACCUAGUUCUGCCCCCAGAGAUCCAGUGGAACUUAGCACUGCUUAUCUUCUUGAUACGACCAAGAUCCGGUAUCCGAAUGAGACCCAAAAUGGCACGGCAGUACCGGCCACGGGCCCCAAAAAAAUAAGUCCUGGAGACAAGCCGGGCCCACCCUCUGGCCGAACAAGCCGCGAAGCCCAGAAUCUACCUCCAGAUCAGCUCCGAAGGGGUCAAAUGCCUUCUCGAGAGAGUAUGGUCAGUCCCCCAAAUCGGCCCCUGGAGAUUGGACCUGGAAGUGGCCCAGGGUCUCGGCUGCCGCGAGCAUCUAUUGCGCACGCCCCUUCCGGCCCUCCACCACCGGGGCAGGCUCCCACCCCAGGGCCGAGGGGCCCGACGCCGCAAAACCUCAUGAACUCUAGAAGCAAGACGCCCCCAAAACAAGAGCGUGGGUUUGGCGGCCCUCCUAUCGACACCGCCCGGGCCAUGAUCGGCGAUAGAGACAAAGAAUCAGCACCAAAAGACUCCCCCCAAGAUUAUAGACCUGCACAAGAAUCGAAUGGUCAGCGAACACCCACCCAACAGUCAUCCCGUAUGUCAGCUCGGGCGAUGGAAGCUGGCGAAGCUGCUCCCCUAAUGGCGCCGGCUCGCCAGCGCUCAUUACGCCAGCGACAGCGCAGCUCGUUGGAUAGCGCGGACGAAUCUAUUCUCGGCCGACACGCAAGUAUCGAUGGUUCAAUAGACUCCCGGGGCUACAGAAACUCCAGAACCGGAGACGAACCACGAUCGCCUCGAUUAACCGCCCACCAGGAGGUUUUGGUUAAAGAACUUGAAGCAUUGAGAAGCCGGAAUGCAUGGUAUGCAUCGGAGCUUGCCUUGGCCAAGAAAGCUGGAUACUCUCCUAAUAUUUCGUCAAACUCUGUUUUGGAUGAACGCACAGCGGACGCUUUUGCGGACGAGGAUCGCCCCUUAAUCGAGGCUUUCCUCACCAUGAGAGCAGAAUUAGCGAAAAUGCAAGCAACCGUGGACCGGCAGGCCGCUAUUGCAUCCAAGCGCGUUGCAGAGGUUGAGCAGCAGAGAGAUAUUGCGGUCAAUGAAGCCGCUUAUGCUCGCGCUAAGCUUGCUGCACACGGUGGAAGUCAGCAGAGCACCCCAUCAUUGGAUGGGCAUUCUCAAGACCUUGAUAAGGCGGCGUCUGAGCGUACGACAGAUUUAAGCCGCAGACUGGCCUUGGCCCUUGCAUCGCAGAAUGAACUCAAGGCAAAGCUGGAGGUGAUUACUGCUGAUUUUGACCAGGAGAAGCGUGGAAGAGAAUUGGCCGAGGAGACAGCGGAAGCCACAAGGAGACGGCUGGCUGAGUUGGAGAUGCAAAACAACCCUCUGGAAACGGAAAGCCUGCGUGCCCAGCUCCACCAGAUUGAAGCAUCGCUCAGGGAGGAGUCCAUGUUACGAACUGAAGCUGAAUCGUCCUUAAAGCAGCUGGUUUUGGAUAAGGAGGAGCUGUCGAAGAGACUUGAAGAUUCUUCUGGUCGUCUGAAGGACUUUGGUGAAAACAUUGGUACACUUCGAGAAGCGGUAACUGCGUCUUCUAACAAGGCCGCUGUAUUGGAGAAGCAAUUGGAUGAGGAGCGUGAGCGUCGAGAAAGCUUAGAAAGGAAAUUGCUGCAACUUCGGUCUGAGCACGAAGAACGAACGGCCGAGCUAGAGAAUGCUACCCGUCGCCUUCGAGACGCGGAAGAAUUGGCCGAGAUUCAUGCUAGGGAAGCCGAAACUCACAAGAACGCAUUCCUUUCUGGUCUUGACCGAGCUUCGUCAUUCGAUUCGGAGACGUCAGUACGCUCACUGGUGGACCAACGAGUGGCCAGCUCCGAAGCACAGGUGGAGAGAGCGAAUACACUUGCAAAGGCCAGUCAAGCUGCUGCGGACGAAGCAGCGGAAAAGUUGAGGCGUGCAGAGGAGAGAAUUGCAGGCCUAGAGGCAUAUCAGGAACAGGCGAGCAGGGAAGGCUUGCAGCUCCGAAGACAGCUCCAGGCUGCGCUGAAGGAUAGCCAGACGUACACAGCAGAGAACCGUGAGCUGAAGUCGAAACUUGAAGCCCACCAGAGGGAGGCCGGUGCGCUGGCCGUGCAACACACUGCUUUGAAGGACCUCCUUGGCGAGCGUGGUGUCAACUACAAUGACAGUCGACGCUCUCCUCGCAUUGAAUCGCCCGGCUCGCGAUUUGGUACUCCUGAGCAAAGCCGCCUUCGGGAACUGGAGCAACAGCUCUCCACCAGUCUCAAGGCCCAUGAUGAGUUGAAGUCCUCCUUUGAAACUCGAGAACAAGAAGCCGACCGCGCCUACCGCGAGAAGUUAGAGCAACUCGAGAAUGAUUACCAGUCCGCUGUCCACUACGUCAAGGGGACCGAAAAGAUGCUCAAGCGAAUGAAGGACGAGCUUACGCGGUACAAGUCCCAGAACGCCAAGAUCCAGUCUGAGUUAGAAGUGGCUCAGGCUCGAGCUUCCGACGGGCCAUCUGAAGCACCGGCAGAAUGGGAAGCCGAACGCGCCCAGCUUCAGAAGUCAAUCGCCGACCUACAGCAAGAUACAUCAAUUUCCAUUGCGCAUCUCGAGGAGCAAGUCGCUACUCUGAAGGAAAGCCUUGUUUCUACUGAGGAAGAGAAGGCCAAAUCUCAUACAGAGUAUGAGUCAAUGAAGCAAGAGCUGCUGGCGGUCACCGAGAAGACCCGCUCCGAGCUGGAGCAACUCAAGCAAGAGAAUUCCUUACUGGAGACUCGGGCCGUGGACGCUGAGCAAAAGGUUUCCAUGCUCCUGGAUCAGGUUGAAGCCUCAGUUGGGCAUUACCGUCGGCAGUCACAGCACGGACAAGGUGCCAACGGCAUUUCUCGUACCCACAGCAAUGCCUCUAGCGGCACCAUUGGUGCUGGUACUCGUCGAUCAAGGGCCAACAGCGCAGUGUCGCAGGAUGACACUUUCCUUGACAAUCGUGGAUCAAUGGCUCUCGAUUCACUGGCUAAUGAGCUCGAAGCCCUUCGAACACACUGGGAGAGUACGAAUCGCAGCUACCGAUUGAGUACCCAGUCGGACUUUGAUCGAACACCGACCAAAGAAUCAGGGUUGAGCGAUAGCCUUGCAGAAUGGAGGCGACGAUUGGACGAAGAAGAAGCGCGAGAGACCUCCCCUGACAAGAGUACGCCUCGCAAUGCCGCCGAGGGGCAUGCAGCAGCGAAUAUGAUUUGA
Messenger RNA from Aspergillus calidoustus, 4467 nucleotides. The record is from the annotation of a GenBank genome assembly. NCBI's taxonomy places the organism in Eukaryota, Fungi, Ascomycota, Eurotiomycetes, Eurotiales, Aspergillaceae.